ACCAACCACGCGCAUCACCGCCACAGCCACCCCAGCAGCUGCGCAUAGCUGGCAUCGGGCGGCGCUGUUACGAGCCCAUCCAGGACGACCGCGGUGCCGCCCGGGCCACCAUCAUUUUCACCUUCCACGAGUCCGCCCUGCCGCCCGACGAGCCUGUGUCUCUCCUGAAGGAGGUCAAGAGCAGGAACCUUCCGUGCACCUUCACGCCAGUGACAUCCCUGACAACGGCGCAGAGGGAGUUCUCUUCCCUGCACUCCGUGGCGCACCUGCAGCCAUGCUGGAGGCAGUGCUGCGUCCAGGCCCCCAUCUCUUCCCCGACUACGUCAACGAGAUGCCGCCGGAUCUCUCCGCCGUCUUCCCACCCGCCUUCUGUGCGCACCUGCAGUCCUCCUUCAACGCGCCGCAGCUGCAGGCCAUCCACUGGGCCGCCGCCCACACCGCCGCCCACACGCCCACUGCUCCUGGAAAUGCUGCCGGCACUGCCGCCUCCGGCUGGCCAGGGUCGGGCGGCGUGGGGGGCAGCAACAGCAGCAAGGGCGGGUGGCCGUUCACGCUGGUGCAGGGGCCGCCGGGGACGGGCAAGACGCACACGGUGUGGGGCAUGCUGAACGCCAUCCACCUCGUGCACUACCAGCGCUACUACCACUCGCUCCUCGCCAAGCUCGCCCCCGCCGCCUCCGCCACGCUCCUAUCCGACGACCCAGCGUCGGCAGGUGCCGGCUCGGAGAAUUCAGGUUCGGCGGAGGCGGUAGGUUCGGGAGGGGGCAGCAUAGAGGAGGUGUUGGAGAGCAUGGAUCGGCUGGUGGCGCCGAGGCGGCAGGUGCGGGUGGCACGCAAGCCGCGCAUGCUGGUGUGUGCGCCGUCCAACGCGGCGGUGGACGAGCUGCUGUCGCGCGUGCUCUCCAAGGGCUUCCUGGACGGCGAGAUGCGCACCUACCGCCCAGAUGUGGCGCGCGUUGGUGCCGAGGCCGCCACCCCCGCUGCUCAGGCGGUAUCGGUGGAGCGGCGGUCGCAGCAGCUGCUGCAGAUGCCGGCAGAGGAGGCAGCCCACCACGUGGCAGUGCUACGGCACAAGGAGGGCCAGCUGGCAUGCCAUGCAGCUGUGGAGGAGAGGGAGCAGGUGGGAGUGGAGGUGGGGCGGCUGCUCAUCGUGCUGGGGGCGCGGCGGGGCGACGUGGCAGUGGAGGCGGCGAGGGCACAGCUGGAGGCGAGCUUUGCGGAGGAGGCGGAGGUGGUCUUCACCACCGCCAGCAGCAGCGGCCGCCGCAUAUUCGCGCGCCUGGCACACGGGUUUGACAUGUGUGUGUUUGACGAGGCGGCGCAGGCCAGUGAGAUGGCGGCGCUGCCCCCCCUCACGCUGCGCUGCCAGCGCUGUGUGCUCGUGGGCGACCCCCAGCAGCUGCCCGCCACCGUCAUCAGCCGCCUCGCCUCCUCGCUGGAUUACAGUCGCUCACUGCUGGAGCGCUUCCAGCGAGCGGGCUGUCCAACACUACUACUGACAGAGCAGUACCGCAUGCACCCGGCCAUCCGCACCUUCCCCAGCCGCUACUUCUACAGCGACCGCCUCACCGACGCGCCCGCCAUCACCGCACUGCCAGAUGAGCCAUACCACGCCGACCCGCUGCUACGCCCGCUGCUCUUCUUCGAUGUCAGCGCGGGGCGCGAGUCGCACGGCGAGCGCUCCGUGUCGUACCAGAACACCACCGAGGCCGCACUCGCUGUCGCGCUCUUCCAGGUGCAUUCACAAGUCACGCCUCCUUCCAAACACUGCAAGUAG
This is a messenger RNA of Closterium sp. Yama58-4, 1777 nucleotides long. The record is from the annotation of a GenBank genome assembly. Lineage: Eukaryota; Viridiplantae; Streptophyta; Zygnematophyceae; Desmidiales; Closteriaceae.